This is a messenger RNA of Trichoderma gamsii, 603 nucleotides long. RefSeq names its product Ham1 family protein. Gene Ontology annotation, cellular component: cytoplasm. The coding region runs from base 1 to 603 and encodes 200 amino acids. The transcript has 6 exons. The record is from RefSeq and is a predicted model, not a curated record. Gene Ontology annotation, biological process: nucleoside triphosphate catabolic process. NCBI's taxonomy places the organism in Eukaryota, Fungi, Ascomycota, Sordariomycetes, Hypocreales, Hypocreaceae. Gene Ontology annotation, molecular function: nucleoside triphosphate diphosphatase activity.
AUGGCUCCCCUCAUUCACUUCAUCACCGGCAAUGCCAACAAGCUCAGAGAAGUCAAGGCCAUCUUGGAGCCGAGCAUCGAGAUCCGAAGCCAGUCGCUGGACCUUGAAGAAAUCCAGGGAACCAUCGAAGAGGUUGCCAACUCCAAAUGCCGCCGCGCUGCAGAUCUAGCUAACAUGGCAAACUUCAUUGAGGUCAACGGUCCCGUGCUUGUAGAGGACACAGCGCUUUGUUUCAACGCCUUGAAGGGACUGCCUGGGCCUUACAUCAAAUGGUUCCUCGAUAGCCUUGGACACGAAGGCUUGAACAAUCUUUUGAUAGCCUACAAGGAUAAAUCCGCCGAGGCAGUGUGUACGUUUGCGUACUCCCCUGGGCCUGGGCGCGAUCCCAUCAUCUUCCAAGGACGUACACCGGGUCGGAUUGUACCUGCGCGAGGCCCUUCCAAUUUUGCGCCUCUGUCAGGAUGGGACCCGGUCUUUGAAUUUGAAGGGAAGACCUACGCCGAGAUGGAAUCUGCUGAGAAGAACAACAUAUCGCACCGUGGGCGAGCUCUUAAGAAGCUUCAAGCAUGGUUUGAGACUCAGCAAGAAACACCGUCAUCAUAA